AUGGCCGACAGAGAUGUUCUCCCCGACGUGGUCAAGCCGUCCAACUAUGCUAUCUCCCUCUUCGAUCUCGAGCUCGGCGGUAGCUGGACCUACCAGGGCAAAGUCGACAUUGACGUCGAGGUCAAGCAAGAGACCAAAGAGAUCACCUUGAACACCCAUCAACUCAAGGUCCAGAGCGCUCAAAUCUCGUCCGAGCAGGGAAAGACCGAAGGUGCCAUCAAGGCCUCAAACAUCACCUACGAUGAGAAGAACCAGAGGGCAACCUUCCACUUCGACCAGCCAAUUCCUCAAUCGCACAAGGCCGUCGUCUCGAUGGCUGGAUUCUACCGUUCAAAGUACAAGCCUACCGUCCCUGCCGCCGCAUCUGUCCCCAGAGACUCGGAAUACCACUACAUGUUGUCCACUCAGUUCGAGUCUUGCGAUGCUCGUAGAGCCUUCCCUUGCUUCGACGAGCCCAACCUCAAGGCGACUUUCGACUUCGAGAUUGAAAUUCCAGAGGAUCAGACCGCCCUGUCCAACAUGCCCGAGAAGGAAGUCAAGAAGGGCAACAAAUCUGGCACCAAGGUCGUUUCUUUCGACCGUACCCCUGUCAUGAGCACCUAUCUCCUGGCUUGGGCGUUUGGAGACUUUGAAUACAUCGAGGACUUCACCAGACGCAAGUACAACGGCAAGAAUCUCCCCGUCAGAGUCUACACCACCAGAGGUCUCAAAGACCAAGGCAAGCUGGCCCUCGAGAGUGCUCACCAGGUUGUCGACUACUUCUCCGAAAUCUUCCGUAUCGAGUAUCCUCUUCCCAAGGUCGACCUUCUGGCCGUUCAUGAGUUUUCACAUGGCGCCAUGGAGAACUGGGGUCUCAUUACAUACAGAACCACCGCCGUACUCUUCGAUGAGAACGCCUCGGACCAGAAGUACAAGAACCGCAUUGUCUACGUUGUUGCCCACGAACUUGCUCACCAAUGGUUCGGCAACCUUGUGACUAUGGAUUGGUGGAGUGAGUUGUGGUUAAAUGAAGGCUUUGCUACAUGGGUAGGUUGGCUUGCUGUCGAUCACCUGCACCCCGAUUGGUCUGUCUGGUCUCAGUUUGUUACCGAAUCCAUGCAAACCGCUUUCAGCCUGGAUUCCCUAAGAACCUCUCACCCCAUCGAGGUACCUGUCAGGAACGCACUGGAGGUUGACCAAAUCUUCGACUCCAUCAGUUAUCUCAAGGGAAGUUCAGUCAUCCGUAUGUUGGCUUCUCACUUGGGUGUUGAGACUUUCUUGCACGGUGUUGGAGACUACCUCCAGGCCCACAAGUACACAAACGCCACCACCAGUGACCUUUGGUCUGCUCUCAGCAAGGCCAGUGGCAAGGACGUAAACACUUUCAUGGAUCCCUGGAUUCGUAAGAUUGGUUUCCCUGUCGUUACCGUGGCAGAAGAGCCUGGUCAGAUCAGUAUCAAGCAGUCUCGUUUCCUCAGCGGUGGAGAUGUCAAGCCUGAGGAAGACGAGACCACAUGGUGGAUCCCUCUUGGUCUCAAGUCUGGCGCAAACAUCUCCGAGGCUGCCAGCGGCUCUCUCACUGCCAAGGAAGACACUAUCCGUGACAUUGAUGACAGCUUCUACAAGCUCAACUCUGAACAGACUGGUUUCUACCGCACAAACUUGCCUCCUCAGAGACUCACACAACUAUCAACUCAGCUCGACAAGCUCUCUCCUCAAGACAAAAUCGGUCUGAUCGGUGACGCUGCAGCUCUUGCUAUUUCGGGCGACGCAAUUACCGCUGGUGUCCUCUCUUUCUUGGAGGGCUUCACUAAGGAGACAAACUACCUUGUAUGGUCCGAAGUUCUGUCGAGUCUCGGAAACAUUAGAUCUGUCUUUGCAGACGACGAGCAGGUCUCCGAGGGUCUCCGCCAGUACACACUGCGUCUCGUUAGCGACGCUACUGACAAGAUUGGUUGGGACUUCGCUCCUAACGAGGACUACUUGACCGGUCAGCUCCGUGCUCUUCUGCUUGCCUCCGCUGGUAUGGCAGGCCAUGAGGGUGUUGUCGCUGAGGCCAAGAAGCGAUUCACUGCUUACACUGAGGGCGGCGACAAGAAGGCUAUCCACCCUAGUUUGCGUACUGCUACCUACAAGAUCGCCGUCAAGGAGGGAGGUAAGGCCGCCUACGACGCUGUCAUGAAAGAGUACCUCAACACAACCUCUGUUGAUGGCAAGGAGAUUGCUCUCCAAGGUCUUGGUAGAGUUCAGUCCACUGAGUUGGCCCAGGAGUACCUCAAAUGGUCUUUCAGCGGCGCCGUCGCCACUCAAGAUCUGCACACUCCUUCCAGAGCACUGGCUCUCAACUCAAAGACCAAGCUCGAAGUAUGGCACUUCAUCAAGGAGAACUGGAGCAUGCUGAGAGAGCGUCUUGGCAACAACAUGGUCGUUCUCGAGAGAUACCUCCGCAUGAGUCUUAACAGAUUCUCGAGCUUCGAGGUCGAGAAGGAUAUUGCCGAUUUCUUCAAGGACAAGGACAAUGCUGGCUACGACCGUGGUCUUGCUGUUGUCAGUGACACGAUCAAGGGCAGAGCCAGAUACGCACAGCACGAUCUUGAGAUUAUUAGAGAGUGGUUGUCGGCUCACGGUUACAUCAAGUAG
Messenger RNA from Aureobasidium namibiae CBS 147.97, 2619 nucleotides. RefSeq lists its product as uncharacterized. Gene Ontology annotation, cellular component: cytoplasm. NCBI's taxonomy places the organism in Eukaryota, Fungi, Ascomycota, Dothideomycetes, Dothideales, Saccotheciaceae. Gene Ontology annotation, molecular function: peptide binding; zinc ion binding; metalloaminopeptidase activity. The record is from RefSeq and is a predicted model, not a curated record. Gene Ontology annotation, biological process: peptide catabolic process; proteolysis. The transcript has 6 exons. Bases 1 to 2619 code for a protein of 872 amino acids.